This is a messenger RNA of Carya illinoinensis, 1024 nucleotides long. RefSeq lists its product as uncharacterized. Bases 120 to 500 code for a protein of 126 amino acids. Lineage: Eukaryota; Viridiplantae; Streptophyta; Magnoliopsida; Fagales; Juglandaceae. The transcript is spliced from 2 exons. The record is from RefSeq and is a predicted model, not a curated record.
CGCUCUCAAAGGUAUAUAAACGCAGAGAGGAGAAUGAAUUAAAACCUUUCUUCAAAACCCUAACGCCCCCCGCAGAGAAAGAAAAGCGAAGGCUGUUUGUUAGAAGAAGAGGAGAAGAGAUGGCGAAAUCGAUGAGGUGCAAGAGAGAAAAGAGGCUUCGGGCAAUUCGGAGAGAGAUUGUGGAGCCCUUCUACGACAACAAAGACGCCGCUAAGCUCGCUGCUCAAGAGGCUGCCCUCGCCGCCCCUAAGCUACCCGUGCGUCCCUCCCCAAAUUCCACCGCUGCUAUGGACCUAACCACCACCACCAAUAAGACUGACAUUAGCUCUACGGCUUCAAUCUUCUCAGUUAAUGCGAUGGAUGUGGAGAUGGCUGAUGGGAAUCAAAGCAUAGGUUCCUUAAAGCCUGUUGGUGGAAUAGGGAAGAAGUCCAAAAGAAAGUUCAAGGUGGGUAAAGGCAAGCGCCGCGGUAAGGGCCUCCGGAGGAAGCGUCACAUUUGAUUCCAUAGCAGACGUGUGUUCUGUAUUAUGUUUUUAAGUUUCCUAGGUAUUAAGUUAAGAAAGUUGUUAAUUGAUAUGAAUUGUAAGUGUCCUUUCCUUUUUUCAGAACUUAUUAAUGUGCAUGGAUGACUCUUUGCCAUGCACUUAUAGAGACUUUUAGGUGUCAUCAUCGCGCCGUGUAAUUUUGAUUUGGGUUGCAAGGACAUCUCUACCUACAUGGCUACAGUCAACCGAGAUUGUUAACCCUGCAGUGUCUGGAGCAGAUACAAAAUAGUAUAAAUGCAGUCUCCUGUGCCAUAUAUGAACGAGGUCAAACUUACAACUAAAACACAUUGUUAUGGAGCACCCCAAGAGGUAAUUCAGUACUUGCCAGGAUUUAUAGACAUCUUUGAUAACUAGACCUAAUAAUUAUUGCUUGGGUUUGUUUAACUUUUGUAAUGGCAAGAUCUGUCGUGACCUCGAAUGUCGUGGUUGUUAUGCUUCUCUUGAUAAUUGAUGCGAUGUGGAUGGCUCGUCAUUUGUCU